Aspergillus mulundensis is the source of this 2694-nucleotide messenger RNA. RefSeq names its product DENN (AEX-3) domain protein. Gene Ontology annotation, biological process: regulation of Rab protein signal transduction. The record is from RefSeq and is a predicted model, not a curated record. The transcript has 3 exons. Lineage: Eukaryota; Fungi; Ascomycota; Eurotiomycetes; Eurotiales; Aspergillaceae. The coding region runs from base 1 to 2694 and encodes 897 amino acids. Gene Ontology annotation, cellular component: cytoplasmic vesicle.
AUGGGUCCGUCUCUGAGAGACCACUCCUUUCGUCCGUCCACUCGCGACCGCCCACCAACCCGUGAACAGGGCGAAAACUCGCUGGUCGUUCCCAGUCGCACUUCAUCGCUACAUUCUCGCAUCACACAGCCGAUCCCCUCGCAGGCCAACUUAAAACCGGCGCAACGGACGCCGAAAACUCUCACUCAUGCGUAUAUGGUAUGCGGUGUCGGGCGCGAGCCCGCCCAGUGGGUGAAGGCGCCCGCCCCUUCUCAGGGGAAGAUCGGUCAUAUGAAGGGAGCCGUGGGACAGUUUUGGCUGCCAGAGAUCUUGGGGAGCAGUCCCCGCCUGGAGCAGGACAAUGAAAUCGCGAAAGCUUUACAUUCCGCUAUGAGGGCCUGCUUCCCUCACGAUGUCGAGAUCUGCACCGGCAAGAAUCAACCGCACUGUGUUCACCAUGCCUUCGUCCUGCAGCAGGACUCAUCACACACACUCUACGGCAUUGCCCUCCGCGUCUGGUCCCGAGCCGACGAGAAGCGUGCUGAGACGAUUCGCGAACUGCGUAAGAAGACAGAGUCGGACUACUACGACAACCCCGAUGAGACGUACUGGAUCCCCUACUGCCUGAGCUUCCUCUCUCGAUAUCCAUUGUACGACCUUCUGGGCGACUAUCUUCGUGGAAUGUGGAUCCACUGGAACAAGGCUACGAACCUGUUCCAUGCUGAGGAAGUCUCCCGCAUUCUCAGCUUCCCCGCCCCGCGCCUCAACGACCUUGUUCGGAUCGACAUGAAGGACUAUGCGCUCUGCUACCAGUUCCCGUCCUCUCCGACCGGCUUCCAGAAUUUCGCCAUGUGGCCCCUCUUCACCUGUCUCUCAAUCCCCAACAUUGUCGGCGUCAUCGAAGCCGCCGUAUCUCCCACUCGCCGCAUUAUCUUUGUCAGCCACUACUCGGCCAUGCUCACCAUCGCCGCUGAAACUAUCCGCUACUGCGUUCGCGUUUACGAAUGGAGUGGUCUAUACGUACCGAUGGUCCAUGCCCGCCACAUCAAGGAUCUUGUGCAGGAGCCUGGACCUUACAUUCUUGGUGUGACGGCCGAAUGCCGAACACUCUUCAACGCACCAUCCGAUGCUCUGGUGGUCGACCUGGAUAGGAACUUUGUGCUCACCUCCAGCCCCCCAAAUAUCCUGAACCCUGGUCAGCGCACAAAGUUCAUCAACCGCUUGACGCAGGCGUUGAACGGCGAUGUUUCUCCGUCCGGUGUUCCAAACCAUCUUCGUUCUGCAUACGCGGGCGGCAAGCUCAUUCCCGCUGGCCAGAUUAUUGUUAUGAGGGGCGAGGUUGAGAGUGUCGAGCAACCCGAGUGGUGGAACCAGGAUGCGGUCAUGGGUGUGAUGGACCACGUCUGCGAGAAACUGGGACGCAACACCGGUAUGAAAGCCAUCUUUGGCGGCUCAGUGAAGAAGCCUCUCAUGACCAAGGUGUCCAUGAGGCAUCUGAACGAGAUCGUCCGCGAGCGUAACCAGUACUCUCGUGACGCAAUGGAGGCAUGGCAAGACUAUAUCAACCUCAAGGGCCGCAUGGAUACCGAGAUUGGCAAGGUCACCAAGCGCAACAACUUCUUGGUUGAGGAAUUGGAGACCUGGAAGCAGCAGUUCCUCAAGUUCCAGGCCUUUGCUGAGCAGCUUACGAAGGAAACCAGCGAGCUCAAGGUGAAGAUCGAGAACCACAAGCGUGAGAACCGCCGCCUGUCUGGUCUCAUCGACCAACAAAAGGACGAUGUCACUCGUCUUACUCUGCGUCUAUCCGGCACUGAGAGGCAACGCGACGACGCUCUCGAGGCUUUGGUUCUCCAGCAGGAGAUUGCGGAAGAGUUGGAGCGUGAGCGCAAGCGCAACCAAAAGGAGCUUGCUGCCUUGCAGCACACCUCAUCUUCUCUUGCACGCCAGCGUGACGACGCCCAACGGGUUGUCCUGCACCUGCGUAGCUUGAUCAACGGCAAGUCCCACCACAUGGAACACCUCGUCCGCUCGAUCGGCAGCUCGGCGGAACUCGACGAACUGGCGGAGCAGGAGGCCGCGGAGGAGCAGGCUGAGGAGCGCGCGGAGACUGCCAAGGGUGGCAAGACAGGUGAUUCCUCUAAUGGUGUGUCGAACUUCAACCCGGACCUAGAGCAACACCUGCUGAACAUUGGUCAACCAGAACGCCGUCUUGCGCGCCUUAGCGUGACUGAUGUUGCUGAUCGCUACCUGCGCGACAAGACAGAUGCCAUCUCAGAUAUCAUCCGCAGCAUCAGUGAGCAGUGUGCCGCUGCUGUUGAGGGCUUGCAGCUUGCCCAGGAUGCGGAGGAUGGCGAUGCCGCGGGGCCACAAAAGGUCACCCUCGAGCCACGAGGAAUGAUGACUCCCCGAGAGGGCAGUGAGAUGGGCGAUAGCGAAGUUAGCACACUUCACCCUGACGGUCGAACAAGCGUUCCUCCUACACCCGACCUCAUCCACAACCGGUCAAGCACUUCGAUGUCCAUGAUCAGCAGUUCGACGUUCCCAGAAAGGUCCAGCCAACAGUAUGGGCCUGGGGAUAUCCCUACCCGGAUCGUCGAGGACGACGACGAGCACGCCCAUGAGACGGACGGUCUUGACAGCGCAACCGAGACUGGCACUCUCUCCAAGCACUCCAGCGAGGACCUCAUGCGAACCACUCCUCGAAUGCUCGCGUGA